AUGGAUUUGUGGUCUUCUAAGUCAAUGGAAGGAUUCUUGGGUGUAUCAUGUUCUGCGGUGACUUGUGACUAUGAACCCUUUACAGCAUUUCUCUCCCUCCGUGAGAUGCCAAAGAAUCAUACGGCAGCAGCAAUCUUUGCGGAAUACGAGUCUACGAUUGAGGAUUGGGAAAUAAAUAAAAAGGUGAUUCGGUGUGUUACUGACAACGCCCGUAACAUGAUUGCUGCUUUAAGGGUUAAACUUCCAACAUUUGUGGACGAGACGGAAAAAGCCCAAGAGGAAGAGGAGUUAAUAGAAAUUGAAAUUGAGGCGGGAAUUGACGUUCCAAACUAUCUGCUAAUCCCCGAGUUUGCUGAAUUAAUUGCCGAGGCAGACAGCAACGACUUAGAAAGCAAUGCUUCGGAAUCCGAAGAUCAUUUUGUAUUAGAUCUGGAUUUAGAAUCGUUACUGAACGACAACACCGAGAAGUGUAAUGAGACUGGAUACAACGUAACGGCUGCUUAUCAUGCAAGAUGUUUGCCCCACCAUGUCCAAUUAGCCAUCAAAGACGGACUAUUAGUCAUUGAGAAAGUUGCCAAAGGUGCAUUGAAUCUUCUAGGGAAGAUUGUUGGUGGUAUAAGGAGGAGUGUCGUUGACACGAAGACGUUAAUGGAUUGUGUUGGUUUCAAAAUUCCAAUGUUAAACCAAACCCGCUGGAGUUCGCAGUAUGGGGUGAUAAAAGGAUCAUUGGAAGCCAUGGAUAAGGAUCCCAACAUACAAUCGAAACUUAACAGCUGCGCUGUUCAUGGUUCUCUUACAGCCAUACAAAUCAAGAGUUUGCGAGAACUCGUCAUUAUACUUGGACCAUUUAAUAUAGCAACGGAUGCUUUUCAGAAAGAACAUGAAAUGAUUGGACUAGUUAUACUGUUCUACCUGGAUCUAGUUAACAAAUGUAGCCUGCAUCCUCAAUUAAAUCCUGAUGCUCGAUCCAUCAAUUCGUGUAAAACGGUGGCUGAAGCUCUCCAAAAGUCCCUCACGACUAUGUUCUGAAUGAUUCGCUCUAU
Molecule: messenger RNA, 1043 nt
Organism: Daphnia magna
Lineage: Eukaryota; Metazoa; Arthropoda; Branchiopoda; Diplostraca; Daphniidae
Exons: 3
Coding region: 1-1029 (342 amino acids)
Source: RefSeq, a predicted model, not a curated record